This is a messenger RNA of Grosmannia clavigera kw1407, 1470 nucleotides long. RefSeq names its product FAD-dependent oxidoreductase. Gene Ontology annotation, cellular component: membrane. The coding region runs from base 1 to 1470 and encodes 489 amino acids. Lineage: Eukaryota; Fungi; Ascomycota; Sordariomycetes; Ophiostomatales; Ophiostomataceae. The record is from RefSeq and is a predicted model, not a curated record. The transcript has a single exon. Gene Ontology annotation, molecular function: FAD binding; D-arabinono-1,4-lactone oxidase activity.
AUGUUUUCCGCAAUGCGGGGGAGCUUCCUUCUGCUCCUGACCGUGGUCAACGCCGUUUCCGUCUCGGCAUACCGCUGGUUCAACUGGGAGUUUGACGUCACUUGCGAAGCCACGGACCAUAUUGUUCCAGCAGACGAGGCAGAGCUCGCUACUUUUCUCCAGAACGAGCACGCCAAAGGAUCAUUCAUCAAGGUUGUGGGAAACGGACACGGUCUCUCGAACUUGACUACAUGCGUCGAUGUCACAACGACAACGCGAGACUCUUAUAUUGUCAGCCUUUCCAACCUCCGCGGUAUCACCUACGGCGCCAACAACACUGUGACCUUUGGAGCCGGCUGGGAUCUGGUGGAAAUUGUGCCUGAGUUGAUUGCACAUGGCCUGCAGCCCGCCAACCUGUGCAGCGAGAGAGUGCAGAACUUCAUCGGCGCCGCUACUACCGGAACACACGGCACAGGCAAAGGCCUUAGCAACAUCGCCUCUCAUAUUCUUGCUUUCCGCGUGCUUGACGCAACCGGCCAGGUGCACGUUAUCAAUAGCGAGAUUGACCCCGACGGUGUCAAGGCGUUCAAGAUCACCCUGGGUGCACUGGGAAUCAUCACUGAGGUCACCAUUCAGGCCGAGCCGCUGCAAUUCCUGAAGCGGACGACUAAGGUCGUCAAUGCUACCUCAAAUGUCACAGAGCAGGCUCGGCUGAUUAAGCAGUACGGAACGGAUUUGGAUCGCGUGAACAUUGCGGGUCCUACGUACGGCUGGAACAGCGAGACCUUGGAGUGGGAGAUUGAACCGACGUUUACGCUCAUGUACUGGGAGCCGACCAACGUGACGGGCGUUUACAACUGCUCCACGAAUUUCUGCUCAAACGGUUGCGGAGACUGCAAGUCAAACAGCUUUUGCUAUGACCUGGCGCCCUAUUCCAUUUCUGUGCCGCCGUCUGGCGUCUGCUCUCGGGCAUUCCUUGGCCAGUUUGAGCACUUUGUUCCUAUUGAAGAGCUGGAGUCCGCAUCUAUUGACUACACCAACCUGCAGCUAUCUCAAACCAACCAGCUGAAGGAAGCCAACAACGAGGUAGCUGUGUAUGAGUACCGCUUUAUCAAGGGCGACGAUGCGUUCCUGUCGCCGGCAAACACAUACAACUUAGGCCCAGAGAACAGCGGUAUCUUUGCUGCGAUCACGAUCUCGUACAUCCCUACUUACAAUGACUACCAGUCUCUUUGGGCCUACACAGACGCGCUGGGGACAUUUGUCGCAGAUCUUGGCUAUAAGCACAAUGUCCGCCCACACUGGAACAAGAACUCUAAGUUUAACCUGACCUACGCUGAGUUUGCGUACCCUAAGGUGCAGAAAUGGCUUGAGUACGAGGAAAAAUUUGAUCCCAAGUGUCAAUUCGUUAACGAGUUCUUGGUGGAUCACCUGAACCUUACUCGCUGCGAAGGCGUCAUUCCUACAACCAUGCCCUCUGUUAUUGUUUAG